AUGGAUACUGUCUUCCUCAUUGCAAGCAUUGUGCUUAUCUGCACCUCCUCAGCGAUUGUUCAACCUGUACCCAUCCAAACUUGUGGUGGAUAUGAGUUGACCAAACCCCUGAGGAUAGGAUCAGACAAUCAAGUGAUCAGGAAUGGAGACAAGGGUUCCUCCUUUAGACAACAUCUGGCACACGAGGGGGAUGGCUAUUCAAGUGAUGCAGAUCAUUAUGAUACUCCUGUCUGUCCUGGUUGUUGCAGAAUACCCUGUUGCAGCAUCAUGUAA
Melampsora larici-populina 98AG31 is the source of this 273-nucleotide messenger RNA. RefSeq lists its product as uncharacterized. NCBI's taxonomy places the organism in Eukaryota, Fungi, Basidiomycota, Pucciniomycetes, Pucciniales, Melampsoraceae. The record is from RefSeq and is a predicted model, not a curated record. The coding region runs from base 1 to 273 and encodes 90 amino acids. The transcript has a single exon.